Molecule: messenger RNA, 6587 nt
Organism: Cuculus canorus (common cuckoo)
Lineage: Eukaryota; Metazoa; Chordata; Aves; Cuculiformes; Cuculidae
Product: interleukin-1 receptor type 1
Exons: 12
Coding region: 731-2434 (567 amino acids)
Biological process (GO): regulation of inflammatory response; signal transduction
Molecular function (GO): interleukin-1, type I, activating receptor activity
Source: RefSeq, a predicted model, not a curated record
UCGUCAAGGGAUUCAAGCGGAAUGCUACAUGUGUUUUGGUUUUCUUUGUAAAUUCGGCAACUGUAUGCUUGUUUGACUUGGACCAUUUAUAUGUGCUUGGAUGCUCACAAAACUGGCUGGAGUUGCUAAGUGAAUAUGCUUGUCUUUUCAUAGAGAUUGUGAAAUUGGAGUGCUGUAAAAGCUAAGAAAUUGACAUAGAACUCUUGCACUAAAAUACAGUAUCCUUAAUUCAGAUAUUUUAAAUUAAUCCUUAAAUGAGAAAUACCCAUUACUUUUUAUUGGUAAACAGUAUUAGUGAUUUUCUUCCUCCCUCCUGAGAGUAAUACUUUAAUUUUUUAAUACUUUGCAUCACUGUAUUUCUUAUACAUACAGUUUUAUUUGCAUGAGCCCUUCUGAUGCUUUUAAAUGCUUCUUGACUGUACUUUGAAAGUGUUAGUGGAAAAGUAGUAACUUACAUUGGACUUAAGUAGAAAUAUUCCACAUUAAACUCCACUUUACUUUAUACUGACAGGUAUCAGGACCUGAAAUGACAUAGAAAAGUCUUCAAAGCACUAACUACAAAAUGAACUCCUUCCACUUGAUGCUGAAAGGAGGUAAACUGAAACUCCAAGAAUGUUGAUCAGCUCAUUGACAAGUUACAGGAAAACCAUAUACAAGGCAACUAAAUAAAGACUAUGGAGUGAUGCUGGGUGCAAAGUACAGUGCAGCUUGAACACACUUAAUCACACUAAUGGAAAAAAAAUCUUCCUUGCAGCAAAAGAUGACAUCUCUAAUUUUGCUCAUUGGUCAUCUCAUUCUACUGAUACCUCUGAUUGGUGCUGAAGAAUGCGUUAUUUGUGAUUACUUUGUGCUUGUUGGAGAGCCUACAGCUAUUAGUUGCCCAAUAAUUACGUUGCCUGUGCUUCACUCUGAUUACAAUCUGACGUGGUAUAAAAAUGGUAGUGCUACACCAGUAACCACGGAGAGAGACAGCAGGAUCCAUCAGCAAGAGGGCUUGCUUUGGUUUAUUCCUGCAGUGCUGGAAGAUUCUGGACUUUAUGAAUGUGAUGUAAGGAACCUUAACCGCUCUAACAAAAAAACUAUAAAUUUAACCGUUUUUAAGAAUGAUAAUGGUUUGUGUUUUAAUGGAAAAAUGAAGUAUGAACAAAAAGUGGUGAGCACAAAUACUGGAAAGAUUAUAUGCCCCGAUCUAGAACAUUUUAAAAAUGAAGACGAUCAGCCUGAAGUGCACUGGUAUAAGGAGUGUAAGCCUGGAUUUCUUGAAGACAAGCGACUUCUUUUGGCAGAGGGUGAAAAUGCUGUCCUGAUUCGCAAUGUAUCUGCACAAGACAGAGGAAACUACACGUGUCGUAUGGUAUACACGUAUAUGGGAAAACAAUAUAAUGUUUCACGAACCAUGAGUCUAGAGGUUAAAGAAAGACCACCACAGAUGAGACCAGAAUUUAUUUACCCGAAGAAUAAUACAAUUGAAGUAGAACUUGGGUCCCAUGUAGUUAUGGAAUGUAAUGUGUCAAGUGGCAUAAAUGGCUUAAUUCCAUUCUGGCAAGUUAAUGAUGAGGAUGUUGAUAGCUUUGAUAGCACCUACAGGGAACAGUUUUAUGAAGAGGGGAUGCCUCAUGGAAUUGCUGUAUCUGGAACAAAAUUUAAUAUUUCAAAAGUGAAAGUAAAGGAUUAUGCUCAUAAAUUUUUCUGUCACGUCAUAUAUGGUUCUCGACAAUUUACAGCCUACAUUAAAUUGGAACGCCCAGCUCAGAACAUUCAAGUUUACUUGAUUGGAGGAGGAGUUUCUUUGAUAUUUUUAGUAUUUUUUGCUCUCCUUAUCUACAAGAUCUUCAAAAUUGAUAUUGUGCUUUGGUAUCGGGACUCCUGCCAUCCUUUCCUGGGUAAAAAAGUUUCAGAUGGGAAGAUCUAUGAUGCUUAUGUUCUGUAUCCAAAGAACAGAGCAAGCUACUUGCAUUCAUCAGAUAUUUUUGCUUUGAAGAUACUGCCAGAGGUUUUAGAAAGACAGUGUGGAUAUAACCUCUUCAUAUUUGGAAGGGAUGAUUUACCGGGUGAAGCUGUGAUCAGCGUUGCUGAUGAAAAAAUCCGUCAAAGUAGAAGAGUGAUAAUUGUUUUGGUACCAGAACCCUCCUGUUACAGUGUUACAGAAGAUGUUUCUGAAAAGCAUCUAGCCAUGUAUAAUGCUCUUAUCCAAGUUGGCAUAAAAGUAAUUCUCAUUGAACUUGAAAAAAUACAAGAUUAUGCGAACAUGCCAGAAGCCAUCAAAUAUAUUAAGCAAAAGCACGGGGCUAUCCGAUGGAAAGGGGAUUUCUUAGAAAGUUCUUACUCAGCAAGUACCAGAUUCUGGAAGAAAGUGCGCUACCACAUGCCAUCCAGAAAAAGUAUGUCUUCAUUGGGAUUGCAUUUGUUAACAAGAGACUCUAAUUCUCCCUAAAUAACAACAGAAAAAUGACACAUUGACUAAUUCAGUUCACCUAGUUGGUGAUGGAUUUAUUGAAGGUUACAUUUAUCUGUUUUGUGCAGACAAUCUCAUCCAAAUUUCCUGGAUUGAAGGUACUACAACUUCAUUUACAGAUGUGAAUCAUCCUUUCUUCUGGCCAGUUCAACAGAACAGCUUGUAAUGUCAUCAGUAGCACAGUGAUGACAUGGAAGCCAAAUAGGAAGUACAUGAGGCCUUUUCCAAGAAUUGCACUGUGAUUUUGUGGAAUUAUUUUGGUAUUAAAAAUGAAAGGGGAAAAAACUUGUCAAAAAAACCAGAAAACUUGGAUUUUUUCAGGUUGAAUAUGAAGGGAACAGUAUUAAUUACAAUGUGAUAUUAUGUAAUGGGUGUGACUGAUGCCAGUAAAUGUUUGUUUCAAUUUUUUUAAUGAAAAGACACAAAACUUUUAUUUGUUACAAGUUCAUUAUUUGCUGCCCUGUUCAGUUACCUCAAAGAUAAAUUCAGUGUGUUGUCUUCCAAGAGAAGAGGUAAGAGACAAUGUCAGCCCCCCAAAAGUGCUAUUGAACCUGACAAAGCAUAAAUACUCUUCCUUGAUCUGUUUACAUUUCAAAGAACUGUACUAUUUUUAGUCACUUGUCCCACACAGACAUCAUAAAAACACCACUGUAAUGCUGUACUGAGUGAAAAAAAAAAAAUAAUCUCCAGAAGACUUUUUUUGUCCCAGUUAAGUGGCUUAGUAUAUUUGUCCUUAUUACCCGAGCGGAAUGAUUAGCUAAUGGCAUAGACUCUCUCCUAGGGAGUACAGGAUGGUUGGCUUCAUCCCAAUCAACUUCAAGAAUCAGAUCAAGGGGCUUCAGGGAACCCACUUCUCAUGAGUCACUGUUGCUGAAGGAGAGCAGGUCUUCCCUCCUGUUCCCUGCCAGGCUGCUGGCUCUAGCAUUUGUUGAUGCUGAAGUCUGAACCUGAGUGAAUAGACUAAUGUGACAGAAAUCAUUCUUUUCCUUGGGGCAGUCUUCUCCCAGACUGGUGAUUGUAUGUGGUUCCCAGAGGAUUCAGAGUGCAGUGGGAGGAGAAAAGGAGUAGCGGGGGCCAUGCUUUUUGGUUCCAGGUGUGUUUUGAAAAUGGAGCUAAAAUAGGAUUAUUGCACAGUACAUCUUAAAAUGAGAGCCAUGCCCUGAGUUGCCCCCUGUAGCUGCUUGUUUUUCUCCUUCCCUCACUCCUGACGGUGUGAGGAAUCUGAGGCGACUGUACCUCAUUUAGAUGGGGCUGGAUGAAUUGAGGCUGGAGUUGCAGCUUCCAUACAGCUGUUUGGGAAAGGAGGUUGUUGUGAAAGUGAAUAUUGAAUUUAUUUAUCUUUUUUAAAAAAAAAUACUAUGUAUGACAUGAUUUUGUUAACUCCAAAGUUAUGUUUGACUUAUGUGUAGGCAGUGAUGUAGUUUGUAAUGGUCAGUUCUUUUUUCAGGGGAGGGAAUUGAUUUGAUUUUAAAUUACAAGAUCUGUUAGUAUAUGGAAGCUUCAGGAUUUGACUGUUUAUUGCUUUAAUUUUGCUUGCAACUCUAAAUUCCUGCUUGCAUCCUGUCGGCUUGUGUCUCGCAGCACCUUAUGCUGUGUGUGCUCCUAUUCAAAUUCCAGCUUAUCUUUUUCUGUGCAGCUCCCUUAUCUUGUAACAGACAACUUACUGUUAUGUCUAACUCUGUCACUUUCCAAGCUAUCCUUGCAGGCUGUUGCUACUACAGUACUAGGCAGAAUUUUUCCGUUUGAGUUGGUCCUUUGAUAUCUCCACUUGUCCAUCUGUUAAAACUCAUGUUCUGCAUCCUUCAGAAUUCCUCUAUUCAUUUUGGCUCUGCACUUUUGGCUUUUUCUUCUUUAAUGGCUCGGGCACGUCUCUUAUGUCUUCAUCCUCAACCAAACAAAACGGAUAGUAUGAGGAGCUAUCCCACAGAAGAACUGCAUGGUGAAUGUGGGAUAGUGUAACCCUCUUGUUCUGUCUGAUAAGUGACAAAACUAGUGGAAAUUGGUUUCUCUCCUGCCUAAAGUGCUUUGGUUAACUCAGCACAUGCUGGAAAUUUGAAACUGCCUCUGAGAGACUGUGCUUUCUGAGCUUUGUGAGUUGAGUGUGAUUUUGGGUAGAAUGGAAUAAAAAUCUCUUCAUUUCAGAUUAGGAGAGGGAAAAAAGUGCAUUUGAAACAGACUGUUUCAAACUGUCAUGGUAUCGGAAUGUCUUAUUGAUGAAUGUCAUGGAGAUAUAGACCAAUGCAUACUUAUAUUCUGUUAUCGUUCUGUGUUUUAGUCAAGAUAGAAGUGUCAAGGAAGGGACAAUUUGUGUCAUGAAAUGUCACAUUCACUUAGCUGUUGCACGUAGACCACUUUUAAAUACAGUUUGUGUUUGGUGGCAGCCUGUUGUAGUGUAAGAGAGCCUUGGGAUACAUCUGAAGUUACUGACAUCCAUCUGAGCAAGAUUAACUGUCAUGGUUUACAUCAGUAGAAGAAUUUACUGGGAUAGAAACCAUACAGUGUGGUCACAGAACUCUUCUCUAGGAAGAUCCCUAUAUCAAAUGUGAAGACUAGACACUGGAAGUUUGGCAUUUGUACUCUGAGGACUAGUGUGCAAUGCUGACUUUGCACUUCCGCCUGGACAGCUUGCAGUAUGCAGCCAAGCCAACAGACUUCCAGUGAUCUUAGGCCUCCUGAAUUAUUUUUAUUCUGACUGGAAUAAAUUGUGUGACAAACUGCUACUUGUUAUUCCUGUUUGGUGGAAAGUUAUUUGAUUGAGCCAAAAUACUGUUCUUAGAAAAAUAUUUGUUCCUUUUGAUAUAUUUAUACAAAUGGUGCCAGAGUUUUCAUGUGUGUUAUGUAAAGACGCUUUAAAGAAAAGUCCAUUUUUAAUUCAAUAAAGCACUACAUAUUUUUUUUUUCUCACAGCACUGCUUCCUUUCCCUCUCCCCCCGCCCACUUGAGUGUGCUAAGUAUGAACAAACACAAGCAGUACUCUUGACUUUAAGUGUCUUAAACAAGACUGCUGUAUUACAUCUUCCUCAGCUUGCUGAAUGUGCGUGGGAAAAGGGCCUCUUCAACCAUUGAGUUAAUCUGGUCUUGGCACAACACUUGCACUAACCACUUCACCCUGCCUGGGCAAAUGGAAACUGUGAGCUUGGUUCUGCUCUGUCCUGUACUCUCCUUAAAGUAAGGUGAAACUGGAGUAAUCCCAAGGAUGCUGCCUUGCUACCUGAGACCAACACCGUCUCCAAUAGUGCCCCACUGUGCAACCUGAGAUGUGAAGGGCGUCUCAUCAGCAGUGGAGAGACAGCCUACUCUGCUUACUUCUUUGGGCAAGCCCUGGCUUUAUAGUGUGGUUGAAAAAAGCCAGAGCCUUAGCAGUGGGGCUGUAGGUACUGGUCUUGUGUAAGAUCUCAUGGUAAUUUCAGAGCGGGUAAGGUACUUAGUAUAGGGUUUACAGAAUAAUUUUCAUUCCUAAUAGAUAGAAAGAGCUUACAAAAGUAGGGGUUUAAAAUUUGACCUGUGCUUUUUGUUCGCUGAUUGUUUUGAAAUUCUUAAAGCUGUCACUGAAUAUGGUUUCUGACCCUACUUCUAAUACAAAUAAUGCCAGCUCUGUUUACUUGCUAGUUUAAUCUUGGGCUUGUUUUUUGAUGCAAGAUAGAUAACCAGAUGAGAAAACCAUUAGAGGAGUUCUGAAAUGAGUUUUUAUAUACCUGUGUAACUCUUGCAGUGGUCGUUUUUCAGACUGUUAAGCACUUAUGUUAACUUCUAUAUAACCAGCAGUAAUAAGUCGAAUUCUAUCAGCAUAUGAAAAUCAUGAAAUAUCAGCAUUUUUGUGUAAAAUUUCCCAAAUGAAGUAUUUUCAAGACUUAUAUUGAUAAUGCUUCUGCUUUUUUUCCCAGGCCUGAUCUCUUCUAUACAUCUAUCUAAAACCUGGGCAAGAAUUCAGUCUGUAAAUUAAUAUGUUUGAGGGUGGUACACAUUUGUUGCUUCCUCUUAGGAAGGAGAUCAAUAUUAGCAUGACUUGUAUGCUGACAGCAAGGCAGCACAAAUUCUGCUUAAACAGGAGGAACUGAAUGAUUUGAUUCUGCUAAGGUGCUUUUCAUUCCCUACCUCUUCAAAGAUAAAGCACAUUUGAACUAUGCCUGUG